UAUGUGAUUGCAGUACACCUUCUGGAAGUCUGGCAGCCGCACGCCAUUGUGCGAAAUUGUUUCUUUUACGUACUUUUUACAAACAUUUAAGUCGUUGUCUAACUUUCCGAGUUUAACCGCGAGCCGUUAGACUCCAGCAAACGUGUUUUAAAUCAGAAGGGUUUUAUUUAAGUUGCGGACAUGGCGACGGACUCUUGGGCCCUAGCUGUCGAUGAACAAGAGGCCGCGGCCGAGUCGAUAAGCAACCUUCAGUUAAAUGAAAAUGAAGGCAAACCAAAAUCAGAGGAAAAUGGUGCUAAAAGAGAGGGAGAUGGUGAUAAAACAGAGGACGAUGACAAAGAGGACAAAGCAGCUCAGUCGCUGUUGAAUAAAUUGAUACGAAGCAAUCUAGUGAAUACUACCAAUCAAGUAGAAGUCCUGCAGAGAGAUCCAAACUCGCCGCUAUACUCUGUCAAGUCAUUUGAGGAACUGCGACUGAAACCCCAGCUGCUUCAGGGAGUUUAUGCCAUGGGCUUCAACAGACCCUCCAAAAUCCAAGAAAACGCUUUGCCCAUGAUGCUUGCUGAACCCCCACAGAACCUGAUAGCUCAGUCUCAGUCAGGCACGGGUAAAACUGCAGCCUUCGUCCUGGCCAUGCUCAGUCACGUGGAUCCCAGCAACAAAUGGCCUCAGUGUCUGUGUGUGUCUCCCACAUAUGAGCUUGCCCUCCAGACCGGGAAGGUCAUCGAGCAGAUGGGGCAAUUUUAUCCUGAAGUCAAAUUAAUGUAUGCAAUCAGAGGAAACAAAUUGGAGAAAGGGCUGAAACUCCAGGAGCAGAUUGUGAUCGGCACCCCUGGCACUGUCCUGGACUGGUGUCAAAAGCUAAAGUUCAUCGACCCCAAGAAGAUCAAAGUGUUUGUACUGGAUGAGGCGGAUGUGAUGAUUGCCACACAGGGUCACCUGGACCAGAGCCUCCGUAUCCAGAGGAUGUUGCCCAAAUCCUGCCAGAUGCUCCUGUUCUCGGCCACGUUUGAGGAGUCGGUGUGGAACUUUGCCAAGCGCAUCGUCCCCGAUCCCAACGUAAUCAAACUGAAGCGCGAGGAGGAGACGCUCGACACCAUCAAGCAGUACUACGUGGUGUGCAACUGCAAGGAGGAGAAGUUCCAAGCCCUGUGCAACAUCUACGGCGCUAUCACUAUUGCACAGGCCAUGGUCUUCUGCCACACCCGGAAAACGGCAGGGUGGCUGGCAGGAGAGCUGUCCAAGGAGGGCCACCAGGUGGCGCUGCUUAGCGGAGAGAUGCAGGUAGAGCAAAGAGCCGCCGUCAUUGACCGAUUCCGCAACGGCAAGGAAAAAGUCCUGGUCACCACAAACGUCUGUGCCAGAGGUAUUGAUGUGGAGCAGGUUUCUGUGGUUAUAAAUUUUGAUUUGCCAGUGGAUAAAGACGGUAACCCAGACAAUGAGACGUACUUGCACCGGAUUGGACGCACGGGGCGAUUUGGCAAGAGAGGCCUAGCGAUCAAUAUGGUGGACAGCAAGUUCAGUAUGAACAUACUGAAUCGCAUUCAAGACCAUUUCGAUAAGAAAAUCGAGAGGCUGGACACAGACGAUUUGGACGAAAUUGAGAAAAUCGCCAACUGAGGGAGAAGGAAGCCGCGUCUUCCCUCACUGCAAAAACGCAGUGCAGCAGAAGUUUAAAUGCGUAGGAUAAGCGCAGAGCCACGUCGGGGCACAUCUGCAGAAGCUGUGGAGAUGGUGCUUCUCUGGCGGCAUUUUUACAGGUUUUAACACGAGCCCGUUUCACUCUUUGUACUUCUUUAAUAAAAUCCAUAUGUGUAGUCUCUCUGUUGCGUGUGAGAUGAACGCCAGCGCGUUGUUGGUUCUCGUAGAGGGCACGUCUUUUGUUGCUCAUUGUCGUCACGCCAUCUGGUAAAUUUAAGGGAGAAAAUGUCUAUUCACGUUGUGUUUUUGUUCCCCCCCUGCUGUUUGUAUAUUGGACUCUAUCAGGUAUUGGAGGGACUUGCAAGUGGUUGCAUUGGCCACCUCCACAGUCUGCAGUGUUCACUCUCCAGUGGUUCUGUAAACAUGUACAUUUUAAUAUUUUUAACUAUGUACUUUUAUAUUUUGAGAUCUGGAUGCAACUACAUUAGAAACUGAGCCCCUCUAAAUAAGGGGCUGAAGUACUGAUCUCUCUACAGUCAUUUGAGAAGACUACUGUUGUAGUUGAGACUUAAAAUGGUAAAGUUUUUAUUGUGAUUAUAUUGCUCAAAUUUAAUACCUCAAGAACGUCAGUGCUAAUGGUAAUAAUGGCUAUCAUUGGCCCUGAACCCGUAGAAAUGCAGUUGCCAAAGUUAAAAGUGUAACAUCAUGCUAUUGAGUAGCCAAAGACUACCGGUACUGCCCUUAAUGAAAAAUGGAGGCAAGGUCAGUUGUGUAUGAAACUGUACAUGAAACAAUGUUGGAUUUGAAUUAGGAAGUACAAAGAGUGAAGAGUUAUACUGAUGGUGCAGUUAAAAUGGAGAAUAAAGGGUAACUAUAAUUGUGUGGCGGACGUUGCCCCGGUGUUGUGGGAGUUGGGCUUUGCUCACAUGAAGCAGAUAUGGAUGGCUGUCUUACCUUGCUAUGGUGUCACCGUUUAAAAUGAUUCUAGAUGUUAAAAAUGGGCUUUCAGGCAGCGAUUGAACCCUCAGUGUGCCGCACGUACUCCCAGGGAGCCAGAACAGUGAAAUUGUUUGUUUUUGGCACCCAAACCUCUUUUUCCACUCAAGGCCCUACAUCAUUUUAAAUUGUAUUUUUAUUGAUGGGGAAGAAAUGCUUGAAUGUGAUAAUUGAUAACUUAUGCUUUCAUUAAGUUGCUGUUACUUUGUCCAAGCCGAGUCCUUUUCUGAUGUUGCCUUUAAAAAUAUUUGAGUAGUUUUACCAAAAAGAAUUAAACAAAUAAAAUUUGACAGGCAUGUCAACCCUUAGUAAAACUAGCUGCUAUUUGGAAAAACAUUCCCAUGAGCCUUUGCCUACAUGUAAUCUUUGUUUGGAUGUUGCACUUCAAUGUUUUAAAUCUGAUGAGGGUUUUUAAUGUUUUUCCUGAUCAGAUGUGUUUACACAAGCAGCUUGUGAGCCUUUUUUUGGGGAGUAUACAAAAGCGCUCCCAACAACAACAAAAAGGGUCUGAUUCCAUGCGUCUAUACUUCAAGGAUGAGAUCUGUCUGUCUGAUUAUGGCCGAGAAGGUUGUUUUCCUGUAGUGCGAGACCUCCCGUUGCGGUCAAAGUCUCUUCAGCUCAAACCUUUUGAGAUUAUUUUAGCUCUCUCGUUAGCCAUGGUGGUGCAGUUGCAAUUGGCUUUCAAGAGACACCCAAGCAUCUUUAGCCAAUUAAUCUUAUUAAUUAUGAAAAUGCCGUCCUAUUUCCAAGUUCGACCUGACCUCAGCUGAAUGUUAAAUGACAAAAAACCAACCACACACACACACAAAAACAAAACAAAACAGUCUUGAGUGGGAGAGCGGAUGCCUGGUUGUUGCACUGAAUGUAUUAUGAAUUAUAUGUUGUAUGCUUCCUGUUAGCAGUUACAUAGUGACCAGUUCAGAGGAAUACAGUAACACAGGAUUGUGUGUGGUGACAUGUCUGAAUGAUAUGUUAGAAUAAAACUCAAAUACUCA
Molecule: messenger RNA, 3632 nt
Organism: Electrophorus electricus (electric eel)
Lineage: Eukaryota; Metazoa; Chordata; Actinopteri; Gymnotiformes; Gymnotidae
Gene: ddx19b
Product: DEAD-box helicase 19b
Molecular function (GO): RNA helicase activity; ATP binding; nucleic acid binding
Source: RefSeq, a predicted model, not a curated record